AAAAUAUUUUGAUCCUAAGUAUUAUUAUAAUAAAUAAUAAAAAAAUAGUAUAUCGUAAUUCAUUCCUUCGUUGUAUUAAUUUAGAAAAGAAAUAAAAUGAAGCAAUUCUAUUCAUCCUCAUUUGAUGAGACAUAAAAACUAUAAGAAAAACUACUUUUGUAGAGAAUUCUUUAAUUAAAUCUAUUUCAUUUAGUAUUCAUUGCUUUGAGAUAUUAGUCAGAAAUUGUGAUCAUUUCAUAUGAAAAGUAUGCCACUUACACAGAAUCCAUUAAAUGAAACAAUCAAUACAGUGCAAAUAAAUGAUGAUCAAAUGACAGAAGUGGUUUGGUUUAAAAGUUCAAUAGUUAAAAUUUUAUUAUUUGUACUUGGAGCAAUUUUACUGUGUUUCAUUGUGUUGAUACUUUUAGCUACAGCUUUAAUACAUACAGCAUGGUUUCUUCGAAGAAGACGUUCUAUUCAUAAACGAUUAGAUUCAUCAAACAGAUCAAAAUUAGAAAUGAAAGAUUAUAUGUUACAUUAUUUCUGUUUUGCUGUCGAAGCGCUUGCAAUAAACUCUGUAAAUGAUAGUGAAGCUUCGUUAAAGCAUACAAAAUUUUUUGCUUGCAAAAAAAGUGAAAAUUCCUAUGAACAACCAUCAUUACCUUUACGAUUUCAACCUGAAAAACUAUAUGGAACGACAACUAUAUUGCACAAAGAUAAAAGUCGAAAAGGAAGUUGUAUUAAUUUACCAUUUCACCCACAAGAAAAUCAAUUUAGAAAGAAGUCUAUGCUUGAUAGUUUUGUAUUUUCCGACCAGAGGAGAUAUUCUAAGCCGUUGGAUUCAAAUAGCUUGUUAAGAAGCAACCUCUCUAUCAAUCACUCUCAUUUAGCCGGUAAUGAGAAAAAUUCCUCUGAAUUAAUAAAGUCAGUAAUAGCUUCGAAGUUGGAACCACAGGAUAUUCCACAACGUUUUUCAAUUUUAUCUAAUCAAUCUUCUUUCGAUCGAAAUAGUAGUCGUAAAACAUCAGUAUCGACUGAUGAUACAAAGUGCUGUGCUCCAAAUGAAGGGGAUAUAUGUCUUGCUGUCCCCAUAGUUACACGUAGAGCUUCAGCAACGGACUAUGAGCUUCUCGAUAGUCGUUUAGGUAAAUCUAAAAGACUGUUAGAUACUCCGAUAUCCAUAACUGUGACUGACACACAAGCUGAGCUAGAUGGUAACUUAACCUUAAAAAAUGAUGAUAUACAUGCAUUGAGUACUUCUGGGUUAUUUUUAGAAGACCAAAGGUUUACUCGUCGAAACAGCUUUCUGUCUUAUUCUACAGCUGUCGAGGUCAAUCGCAAAGAGGAACAAGAACCUACUGAUGAUGAUAAGCAUUUUCAUCCAUCUGCUGAAAUACAAAACAAAAUAGUAAGCUCAUCUUCAUUUUUCAGUGGACUGCAAACAAACGAGUCUAUAUUACUGGAUACGGAUACUGAUAAACAGAAAAUUAUGUAUAAACGGCUUCCACCUGUUAUCGCUUAUGACUGGAUCAAAUUCCCUGCUGGGAUUAUGGCUAUUGGUGUAAAGUAUUCUUCACAUGUUAGUAGUAAUCAAGAUCAAAUCUUAGUCACACUGCACACAGGUAAAAAUCUGCUAUCUCCUCGCUUAUGGCAUAAAACAAUUUUUUGUGUUUACUGUACUAUAUCUAAUAAAGAAAUCACUCAAACAUUCACCGUUCACAGUAAGGAAACCGAAUUCGGUUGUCCACAGUUUUUAAAUCAUAAUGAGAUUUCAAUGAAUAUACCAGUAAGAAGAUGUUCAAUCUUAACUGGAACACAUGAUAUUGAAGCACCAAAAAUACAAAUAAAAUUGAAAAUUUUUGAAUCCAUUCCUAAGUGGUCUGGUGACAAAGAAUAUUAUCACGGAUCUUGCAGUAUGUCAACAGAAGAACUUUCGAACGGUCAAAAGGAAUUUGAACACAUCGGAUGGUAUCUAGUUGAAGAAGCGUAUCCAGCAAUACGUUUAUCAGGUGAUAUGUUAAUAUCAAUAUGUCGUAAUCAAAGUAAAGGAUUUGUUAAUAUUCGAAUACAUGAAAUAAGAAAUUUACAAUUUCUUUCAUAUGGAAGAUGGAGAAUUGAAAACUUGAACGAUGUGUUAAAUAACAGAGCUUAUGAAGUGACAGUAUAUAGCUGUUUGAUUAAUGCUGGACAUAUAAUUAAGUCAAUCAAGGCAACAACAAUCCAUCAUCCUUCUCGAACAACUUCAAAACAUAAUGAAACAGAUGUAAACAAAUCAACAGAAAACAAGUUAUGUGAAGCAAAAACUAAUGAGACAAAAUCUAACAACUUCACACUGGUUGAUUGUUUUGUUCACUUUAGUCUACCUACAGUAAAAAAAUCUGUUGGUAGACAUUUAGCAGUUAAACAUGGUAUAACGAUAUACGUAAAAGGUAAACUACCGAUUUCAGAUUUAAUACCUUAUGAAUGCUUGAAUCAACUUAAACAAAUGUCAAUUACUAGUACACGUGUAUUAAAUGCUAUUGGUGAGUGCCAUUUUGGUGAUUAUGGCUUCCAGAGUGAUUUAAUUAAAGAUUUUAACAGACCACCUUCAUGCCAUUCUAGUCAAGGCUUUUCAUUUUGGAAUGAUGCAGGCUCGCGUAAUGGAACUCGUAUAUACCAGUGGUUACGUAUUGAAUGAUGAUCAUAAAUACUACGCUUUUAAUGUAAUCCAGUUAAAGAAUCCAGUGCAGCAUUCUUUGAACUGUACAAUUUUGAACAUUAUAAGUAUUCAGCAACUUACAUUUCAGUCCAUUUUAACAAAUGUCAUCUAUUUUUCAACUCAAAUUAAGAGACGUCCAGAGUAAUCAGAAAUGAUUCUUUUUAAGGAUAUAUUUAAAUAAUUAAAAAUGUUUAUCUUAUGAAGCAGAACUCGUUUAUCAUUAACGUAAGAAUGUCAUCGAUCAUGUCAUUGAUCACAGAAACAUGCCUAAACUUCAUCAACAUUCCAUUGAAAAGCAAUAACAAUUAGUUUCUUUAAAAUUAUUAUUUUAUUCAUUCAUUUACAAUACGUUUCCAUUUAUUCAGUUGUCAGUAAUAUGCCAUAGUUAUUAAUAUUGUCUUGUCUAACAAUUUUGGGAAAAAGUAUCUCGUAUGUGUUGUUUGCUUCAUCAAAGGAAAUAAACUCACUAAUAAAAUAAUAAAUGUUUUUUUUGUUGGUAGAAAUGUAAGAAAAAAAAACUAUUUUAUUUUGCAAAUACAUCAUGAAAAACUCUA
Molecule: messenger RNA, 3231 nt
Organism: Schistosoma margrebowiei
Lineage: Eukaryota; Metazoa; Platyhelminthes; Trematoda; Strigeidida; Schistosomatidae
Source: the annotation of a GenBank genome assembly